Apus apus (common swift) is the source of this 1380-nucleotide messenger RNA. It is a transcript of the gene UBE2D1, whose product is annotated as ubiquitin conjugating enzyme E2 D1. The transcript is spliced from 7 exons. Gene Ontology annotation, biological process: ubiquitin-dependent protein catabolic process; protein polyubiquitination. The record is from RefSeq and is a predicted model, not a curated record. Gene Ontology annotation, molecular function: ubiquitin conjugating enzyme activity. Gene Ontology annotation, cellular component: nucleus. Lineage: Eukaryota; Metazoa; Chordata; Aves; Apodiformes; Apodidae. Bases 93 to 536 code for a protein of 147 amino acids.
GCGCAUGCGCCGUCGCAGCCGCGGCCGCCCGUCCUCCGCCCCCCCCCCUCCCAUGCGAGCCCGAUGCCGUUGCCUGCUCGCCCCUCGCUCCCAUGGCACUGAAGCGGAUACAGAAAGAGCUAAGUGAUCUGCAGCGAGACCCCCCAGCCCACUGCUCUGCUGGACCUGUUGGAGAUGACUUGUUUCACUGGCAAGCGACAAUUAUGGGACCUCCUGAUAGUGCAUAUCAAGGGGGAGUUUUUUUCCUCACAGUACACUUCCCAACAGACUAUCCUUUCAAGCCACCAAAGAUUGCUUUUACAACAAAAAUAUACCACCCAAAUAUAAACAGUAAUGGGAGUAUUUGUCUUGAUAUCCUGAGGUCACAGUGGUCACCAGCUCUGACUGUAUCUAAAGUUUUAUUGUCCAUAUGCUCCUUACUCUGCGAUCCUAAUCCUGAUGAUCCUUUAGUACCAGAUAUUGCACAGAUCUACAAGUCAGACAAGGAAAAGUACAACAGACAAGCAAGAGAAUGGACUCAGAAAUAUGCAAUGUAGACUUGUGAAGACUUCCUCAAAUACCACAAGUACUGUAAACUCAAAAGCAGCCAGAGCACAGUUCCUGUUCCAGUGUGUCAUAAUGUCCCUUGAAAUUGUUUUCACCCAUGUAAGUGUGUUUCUGGAGCAAGGGCGAAUAAACUUCUGAAAAAUAACCUUUUGACUGUGAUGAGAAUAUUGAUUCUCUUUCUGUGCUUUGCAGAAGACAUUUAUUAUGGUUUUUAGGAGUUGGACACAUGCAUCUUCAGACUACAAGACCCAUAAUGCAGUUGUAAAGCAACCAAAAUAUUUUUUGCUGGAAAAAAGUAGUUUGUUUUUAUGUGAUGAAUACUGUAUGUGUGUCCUUUGAAGUAUGUUGUCUGUUUCAUAAGUGUGUUCAGAUUUCAUUUUGUUAGUUCACUUACCUAAUUUGUUUGGUUGUUGUUUUUUAUUUUAUGGUAUAGACUAAAUAUUUUAUUUACCACAUAAGUCAUUUCAUGUUAGACUGACUUCCUUGUGCACAGUAUUGACAAGAUACAACUGCUAGUGAUGAAAAUAAUUGGAGUAUCCCACCCAACAGGAUAUUCUAAAGACUGACUGCAGAUUUCUUAAAACCUAAAAUAAUCUUUGCACUGUAUUUCUUUGUAUGCUGAUGAUGGUGAAACACUUGGUUUGGAUUCUGUUGCAUACUUGACUUAAUUUUAUUGCAAUGUGAACUAAUUGCACUGCUUUGUAGAAAAAAUAUGUAACCGUUUUGUUGCUAUUCACACCUGAUUUUUUGACAUGUGGGCAACAUAACACUAUUACAGACCUUUACAAAUCUAAAUGUAGCCUUUUCCAUAGAAAUAAAAUGCAUUUUCUACUA